AUGGCAUAUUAUGAGCCCGCUGAGUCGUUUAUUGACGCUCUUUUCGGAAGGCCACGGUCAGCUGAUGGCAAGCUUCCUCAGGCCUGGCCAGUACGAGUGGAUAUGCGAGCAGUUCUCACGGGUCACCUUCUUGCUCCGGAUCCCAGUAUCGGGGCCAAGGGGCGUGAAGUCACCCUCUCCUCUUCCUACUUCCCCAUGGCAAGGGUCUACUAG
Messenger RNA from Penicillium chermesinum, 213 nucleotides. RefSeq lists its product as uncharacterized. Lineage: Eukaryota; Fungi; Ascomycota; Eurotiomycetes; Eurotiales; Aspergillaceae. The transcript has a single exon. The record is from RefSeq and is a predicted model, not a curated record. The coding region runs from base 1 to 213 and encodes 70 amino acids.